UAUCUAACCUCGAAAUAGAGUUGUUUAGCGGUUGUUUUAGCGUGUAAAAUUCAAUUCGAUUUUGAUAUUAGAGAUGAAGAUUGUUUUUUACUUUAGUGCGAUACUUUUCUUUUCGUUAUGUGUGGAAAGUGCAAAGAUUCUAGGGGUUUUCCACAUGCCAUCACCUAGCCACUACAUGUCUUGUAGUACCCUGAUGAAAAUUCUAGCCGAAAAAGGUCACGAUGUAACAGUUGUUUCUGCCUUCAUUGAAAAAAACCCUCCCAAGAACUACAAACAGAUUCAUCUUGAUGGGCUACAACAAAGACUAAAGGAAAAUUCCAUCAACUGGUUCGAAACCACACCUCAACCCCUGCUUAUGCCUAUCUUCUUCCACGCCAUGACAUCCAGUCUGAUAGAAAAUACUUUCAAUCACUCAGUGUUUCAAGAAUUCAUGAAGACAGAGGAGAAAUUCGAUGCUGUUAUUAUUGAAGAAUUUCAAGCAGAAGCUAUUAAAUACGUGGCUCACCAUUUCAAUGCCCCCCUGAUUGUGUACAGCUCAGGUGAUGCAAAUGAUUGGACCAACCCCUUUCAAGGAAACCCAGACACACCAUCCUACCAACCCAGUACCUAUUUGACACAUCUCACUAACCAUAUGUCAUUUCUGGAGAGAGUAGAGAAUACUUUUUUCUACUUAUACGCCAAAGUUUUCUUCAAUCUGAUAGUCUUUCCUUCUCACAAUAGAUUACUUCACAAGUAUUACCCAAAUUCUCCCGAUCUGACAGACAUUGCUUACAACGUUUCCUUAGUUUUGCUAAAUUCUGAUCCAAGUGUUCAUGAGCCUAUAGCCAAAGUGCCAAGCAUGAAGGACAUUGGUGGUUUCCACAUAAGGAAGCCCAAGCCAUUGCCUCAAGAUCUUCAAACUGUUAUGGACAACGCAAAACAUGGCAUUAUCUACUUCAGCUUGGGCUCCAAUGUGAAAAGUAAAGACAUGCCUAAGGAAAAGAGAGACUUUAUACUCAGGAAGUUCUCCAAACUCAAAGAGACAGUCAUCUGGAAGUUUGAAGACCCUAACUUACCUGGCAAGCCUGACAAUGUCAUCAUCAGUAAUUGGCUACCACAAAACGACAUUUUCGCUCAUAAAAAUGUGAAACUGUUCAUUUCUCAUGGUGGCCUCUUCAGUACCAUGGAGGCAGUGUACCAUGGACUGCCUGUUAUGGCCAUAUCGGUCUUUGCUGAACAAAAACUCAAUGGAAAAAGAGCAGAAUCUAAUGGAUUUGCUAGACAUGUUCCUUUCAAAGAACUAACAGAAGAAAAUUUCAGUGAACUUUUGGACGACUUGCUGAAAGAUCCAAAAUAUAAGGAAAAUGCCAAAAAGAGAUCUCAAAUCAUGAGAGAAAAACCUAUGCAGCCUGCAGAUGCUGUUAAUUUUUGGGUGGAGUAUGUGAUAAAACACAAGGGUGCUCCACAUCUCAGGGUUGCAUCUCUGGACCUGAAUUGGUACCAAUAUCUGCUGAUAGAUGUCGUGCUCUUCGUUUUAGCUGUAGUUGCAGCAGCAGUUUUCGCUUUGAGGUUUUUGGUCAAGUUCUUGUUUAAGAGGAAACCAGUUUCCGAGAAGAAGAAGAAGAAUUGAUAUUAUUUUCGCUUUACAGAGGAUGGUAAUGAAAAUAAUGUAUUCUUCCUAAAAAGUUUUUACACUUUUUUAUUAUCGAAUUUUGUGAUAUUUUUUCAAUAUAUAUCUUGUUAUGUUUCUUUC
Harmonia axyridis is the source of this 1732-nucleotide messenger RNA. Its product is annotated as UDP-glycosyltransferase UGT5-like. The coding region runs from base 74 to 1609 and encodes 511 amino acids. Gene Ontology annotation, molecular function: UDP-glycosyltransferase activity. Lineage: Eukaryota; Metazoa; Arthropoda; Insecta; Coleoptera; Coccinellidae. The record is from RefSeq and is a predicted model, not a curated record. The transcript is spliced from 4 exons.